AUGGCAACCGUAUCACCACCCGCCCAGCAGCGACUGCUCGUGGCCCUGCUCAACCGAGCAUCCACCAAUUAUCGACUAUCCAUCCUCAACCAGCUCGUGUCAGACGCCUCAUCGCCCUUUGAGCUGACUGCUGAGCGCUCGCUCCGAAUCUCGCUCCCCGAAGACGACGGCCUGCUCCGAUCGCUGCUCUCAAACGAAAUUGAGACGCACGGAGAAGCCGAAACACUUGUCAAGUGGGCGCUCAAGUUUACAGCUUCGACCAACUUCUUCUGCGUGCUCAGCCUCAAGAGCGACAGCCAAGAGCCGCCCGCGUCAAACAUGUGCGAGGUGUUCCUCAAAGAUCAUGCACCGAAGCUGUGGGAGUCCUAUGGUCAAGACGAGAUCUACUUCUCGCCCGACCAAGCUACCGCCGAGAUGCAGGUCCAGCUGCUGUUCCCUGACGGCGAAAGCUACAACGCUCUCACGCCUCUUAGCACUUCGUCGGACCUUCCCAGAGCUGCUUCUCUUUUUGAAGCACCUCUGAUGACCGCAAACGCAUCCAACUCGAGCCAAGGGGAAAGCGUAUUCAGCCAAGCCUCCGCUUCCACCGCUGCCACUUCCAUCUCGCCCCACACUCGUCCGCAGAGUCGAGCAUCUCUGGUGAAUCCCACUCCUAAAGCCAAUCCAGGUAGCGGUAUCUUCAAAGCACGCGCCAUUCCCAGUGCCGUCACAUCCAAGCCCUCGAUCGAGCCCCGACUCAGUAAAGCAGCCGCCUUGCGGAUGGGCGUUCAGCUUCCCGCGUCGCAGAACUCACCCGCUCGAUCUCGUGUCGCUAGUACCUCAAAGGACGCUUCCAACGUCGGUAUCUCCGGAGUGACAAAGCGAGCCGCACCACCGCCCGUCUCGCUCAAAGCACCGUCCAUCGCUCCUCGACUCAACAAAGUUGCACUAGCUCGUCAGGGUGGUGUCGCCAGCGAACCCGCUCCUGUCCCUCGCAGAUCCGCGUCUGUCGCCAGCUACGCUUUCCCCUCCACCAGCAAAAGCGCAUCGACCGACUCAACGACAGCGCCAGUGGACUUCUCCACUACACCGGGGCACAAGCGGCUUUCACUCACGACGCCCCGCAGUAUCGCGUCCAUCGCUCCACCCGCCAUUGCUCCGCGUCAGAACCGGGCCAGCAUGAGCCGCCUGCAGACGCAGCAGCCCGCGCAGUCUGCUCGAUCCACCGCCCCUCCUUCGUCGUUUCGACCUGCUCGUCCGACCGAUUUCACCUCCACUCCGGGCCACAAGCGCGCCUCUCUCUCGCUCAGCAUCCCUUCCCUGGCCGCGCCGUCCGUUGCACCGCGUCCGAACCGCGCCUCGCUCGCACGCACCCGGCCCACAGCAUCUUCCCCUGAUACGGCGACCGCGAGCGGUCAGAAGACCACCCAGACCCGAGCAGCACCAGACUUCAGCGGCACCCCAGGCCACAAGCGCGCAUCGCUCAAUCUGAGCCUCGCCUCGCUCAGGGCGCCAGCUAUCGCGCCGCGGUUGAACAAGGCGGCGGGUGCGCGGAUCGGGCUUGGGGGUGUGGCCAAAAGUGGCGCUUGA
Molecule: messenger RNA, 1569 nt
Organism: Kalmanozyma brasiliensis GHG001
Lineage: Eukaryota; Fungi; Basidiomycota; Ustilaginomycetes; Ustilaginales
Exons: 2
Coding region: 1-1569 (522 amino acids)
Source: RefSeq, a predicted model, not a curated record